GGCGCGGAACUGAUCAUCGCGCUCUUCUUCCCCGAUAGAAUUUGUCCAUCUCCGAUAUUUUUAAUUUCUUCCGCAUCCGUGACGCUGAUCAGUGCCGAUUUUGCGCGGGCCCUUCCAAGGUGGAGGGAGCAGUGCCGAUUUCGGAAGCGUGGAUUUGGGAAUUUGAGAUUUUGCGGAUUUGCGGAUUCGGGGAUGUGCUGACGCCUCGGUAACGACCGAUAUAGAGCCUAAUACUCCCGGUUUCCGGUUUCGAGUGUUGUUUUUUAGUGUGACACGUUUUAUUUGGGAUUAUGCCUCCUUGGCGAAUUUUCUUGGUGUCACUGUUGACGGGGGUUUGGGGAGUGAGUGGCGGCCCUCCCUCCAGCAGCAAUGUGAGUCAGAAGGCGCAGUCCCGAUCCAGCAUAGUGUUCCCAUACGAUGACUCUAGUCAGUACCAGUACGCCAGCGUUGGUAGUUCGUACUAUGGAUCUGCGGCCCCUCCAUCGCUGUUCUCAUCGGAACCACCUUCCUUCUCAGGAAUGUUCGGAGGAGGCAGCAGCUACAGCUCCCAGAGCUUGAGUCUCGGCCCCAGCCCUAGUCCCGCUGAAUCGUCCCCGGCCGGCACCAGAUACAUAUUCCCACAGGAGGAGAUUAUAAUGGGCUCAGCGGCCUCGCACAGCCCGUACGUCUACUACGCGGACCCGCCCCCGGGGGGCCCGAAGAUGCCGAGUCCGAGCUACGCAGAGUACCCUCCCGGCUACCGGCCUGCCUACGCCUCCAUGAAGCCCGUCUACAUGCGUGAGACGUACAAACCCAGCUACGAAUCCACGCCAGCCAACUACGGCCUCCAUCCCGCCGUCGCCAAUAGCAUCAACCGCUUGAGGAAACCCUACUAUCGGAACAGGUACCCAGGCGCGGCGCCGUACUACCUGAUGCCGCCGUUCAAGAAGCUGCACCACGGCAAGUACCCGAUGAAGGAGAUCCCGAACCCGGACGUGAUCAACAACGCGCUCAUCACGUCGCCGUUCAAGAGCAAGUACUACAAGCAGCGGCUCCCGAUCGAGCAGGAGGAGGAGCUGCAGAUGUACGAGGAGCCGACGCUCGUGCGCCGCCCCAAGAAGAAGCACCCGCAGCACCCGCAGCACUCCCUCGACCCCAACUUCGAGAUCCAGCCCAGCAUCGAGCUCGACCUCGAGGGACAGCUCCUCACCGACAGGGAGCGACACAAGAAGGGAUACGAGUACGACACCGAUAAACAGCAGAGCGCUCAUCGCACCAACUAUUACGGCAACGAAAAGCCGUACAAAACGAGCUACGACAGCGACAAGGAGUUCUACGAGAAACCGGCGAAGGCGCACAAGCGGCGACCGGCCGUUUACGAGGACCCUCCGCUAGAGUACACCGCCGGCAACUACGAGACGAGCUACCGGCUGGAGCACCCCUACGAGGAGGACUACAGCGGCCCGGUGAAUCCGUUCGUCGACGACGACAGCCAGAAGUACGGAACAGCUACGAGUUACGUCUCCAUCACGAAGCCGCGCGUCAUCGGCUUCAAAACGCUGCGCGAUCGCGAGUACCGGGACAUGGAGGAACUUCCCGAGGAGAGUUCGCCUUCGCCGGCCCCCGUGCUCAGCUACAAGCCGGCCUCCAGCUCCGUCUCCAACUGGACGCCGAUCAACGCUCCCUCUGCCAACAGCCGCUCCUAUCUCAUCCAGGCACCGCACCUGACGUCCUCGGGCAGCGCGUCGACCAGCAAUUCCGAGAGCUCCAACAAGCGGGCCGGCAUCGUGACGUCAGAGUCGCUGGAGCUGGACUACAACAGCCGAAUCAAGAUGAUCGAGGAUUCUCGGCCAAUCAUCGGAAAGCCUUACAAAGGAGGAGAGCGAAGCAGCAACGGGAACGGAAACAUCAGCAAGCUGGAUAACUCUGAGGGCGUUGUGUCGGCUGUUAUGUUUUUCAAACAAUAGAUGACGCUAGUACUGAGGCGUUUUUGCAUCCGUAUUGGAGACAGCUGUUUAUAGAGGAAAUACAGAAAGUGGGAACAGCAGAGAAACAUACAUUCAUACGCCACGGGGAGCAAUGCCUGCGGAUCGAUUACGGGAAUUUUGUUUUCGUUGACUGGACAAGGCAAGGCAAGGGUAGAAUGGACCAACAUCUUGGUUGGCUUUUACGUGUAGUCGUCGGAUAAUGGACCACUAGACAAGGUUCGAAUUUCAGCAUUCUGAUACAUGUUUCUUAACCAAAAUUUCACGUAAAACACGAUACGCACAACGGAAAUUAUUGAAAUC
Messenger RNA from Bemisia tabaci, 2267 nucleotides. RefSeq lists its product as uncharacterized. Lineage: Eukaryota; Metazoa; Arthropoda; Insecta; Hemiptera; Aleyrodidae. The record is from RefSeq and is a predicted model, not a curated record.